Molecule: messenger RNA, 2789 nt
Organism: Glycine soja
Lineage: Eukaryota; Viridiplantae; Streptophyta; Magnoliopsida; Fabales; Fabaceae
Product: protein-tyrosine-phosphatase MKP1-like
Exons: 1
Coding region: 388-2283 (631 amino acids)
Biological process (GO): protein dephosphorylation
Molecular function (GO): protein tyrosine/serine/threonine phosphatase activity
Source: RefSeq, a predicted model, not a curated record
UUGACGCAUAUAAGCAUAUUAUGUCUCGGUCAAACUGAAAGACCAUGACCACCCAGCCCCACUUUUAUUUCCAUUUCUCAGCAAACUCCAAACUCUUCACGUCCCUCUGCCUCUUCUGUUUUACACCGCUUUCUCUCUUCUCCCUGCAAGAUCCACCCCUCUCUGUUUGAAUUUUCCUCUCUUUAUAACAAGAAAGAGUCAGAGUGGGUCACGGUCAAUGGUUUUAGGUGAGAAAACUCGAAACUAGCCGCAACACAACACCGCACCUACCAUAACCAUCACCAUUUUACCUUUCUAAGCUUUUGCUUUCAACCCAUUAUUACUUCUGUUAAUGGGUUUAAAACCCAAUUGAAAAGGUUCGCGUCUUGUGAGUUUUGCUUUCUACCCAUGUUAGGAGAAGAGAGUAACAACAACAACGACCGCGCCGGCGGUCACCGGAGAACAACACAUUCCCGGUCAGUUUCCUGGACCGACCGGUCUCCGGUUACCCGGAAACCGCCGCGUCCGCUUCAGCCUCUCGCCAUCCACAAACGCAGCGUUUUGGAGUGGCCCAGCGCCGGCUGCGACGAUCUCGGUGAUUGGUCUCUUCCACCGACCCCUAGAGGGUCCACCAAAACACCAGAUUCGGGUUCGGGUCAAGUUUUCCAGUUCAAGAAAGACUAUUACGCGUUCUACGACAAGGAAUGUUCGAGAAUCGCGGAGCACGUGUACCUGGGGAGUGACACGGUGGCGAAGAGCGUCGAGCUUCUGCGGCGGCACGGGAUCACGCACGUGCUCAAUUGCGUCGGGUUCGUGUGCCCCGAGUAUUUCAAAACCGACUUCGUCUACAAGACCCUCUGGCUGCGUGACUCACCCUCGGAGGACAUCACCAGCAUUCUCUACGACGUCUUCGAUUACUUCGAGGAUGUCCGGAACCAGGGUGGGCGCGUGUUCGUCCACUGCUGCCAGGGCGUGUCGCGCUCUACCUCGCUCGUCAUCGCGUAUCUCAUGUGGAGGGAAGGCCAGAGCUUCGAGGACGCCUUUCACUAUGUCAAGAUCGCGCGUGGCGUAACGAACCCCAACAUGGGCUUCGCGUGCCAGCUGUUGCAGUGUCAGAAGCGCGUGCACGCCAUGCCCGCGAGUCCUAGUUCUGUUCUCAGGAUGUAUAGGAUGGCUCCUCAUUCUCCUUAUGACCCUCUUCAUCUUGUGCCUAAGUUGAUUGAUCAUCCUUCCUCACGCGCUCUUGACUCGCGUGGCGCAUUUGUUGUGCAUGUGCCUAAUGCUAUAUACGUGUGGAUUGGGAAGGAGUGUGGGUCGGUGAUGUGUUGCAAUGCAAGAUCAGCGGCUGCUCAGGUUGUUCGGUAUGAGAGGGCAACGGAGAAGAUUGUUAGUGUGUUUGAGGAUGAAGAGCCUAAGGAGUUUUGGAUUGCUCUUUCUACCAAGGAAGUGGUGGUGGUGGAGAAUGGAGAGGUGAAGAAUGUGGUGGAGAGAAUUGAGAUUGAUGUGGGGAUUCGUCCCAGGAGAGUUGAGGAGUAUGAUUUGGAUUUUGGGAUUUUUCAUAAGGCGCUUGCUGGUGGGGUUGUUCCACCUUUUUCUUUGUCUAAUGCUGGAUCGGAAAAUUGCCUUCCUGCCAGGGAAAAUGGGUGGGGGAGAUUGACAAGGAAGCUUGCUAGUGGUAUCAUGAAAGGGUUGUUCACAUCCUCUAAGUGCUGUGAGUCUAGUGUGAACAUCAUUGAAGAGGGAAAUCAACAUAAGAAUGUUGAUCCUCCUUUGCCACCAUCUUCUAACAAUGUGGGUGGUUCGUGGAGUUCCUUUGAGUGUUUUGUAGAUAAUGGCUUAGAGAGGGGAAAGGAUAGUGUUCAACAAGUCAGGGAUCAGUUUGUUGUUCCUAGCGUUGGGUCAUCAAUGCCGCCACCAUCGCCUCAUAGUCGAGCAGCAUCGGAUUCUUUUGCUUGUUUUCUAAGUAACAGCUCCAAAUUCAGUUCCAAAUCUCCACCACUUUCACCCGCCAGUUCGGAUUAUGCAAGUUCCUUUACAUUUUCGCCUUCAUCGACUGAUUUGUCAAUCGUGUCUUCUCGGCAGUCAUCGCCUUCCGGUCUGGAAUCAGCUGAACCCAAUCAUGUGAAAGAUGCAUCUUCCUCAGAGAGUCGCUCUUUAGUUCAGAAAGAAGGUGAGGCAUUUCUGGCUAAUCACACCUUGGUAGGGGCAAAGUCCAGUUUGCCGCGCAAAGGAUCUUCCCUCUCCAUUGCAGAGCGCAGAGGGAGUAACCCGCCACCUCGCAUGAUGCUACCCCUUGGCCAGUGAAUCAUCCCGUGUCAGCAAGGUCCGGGUAAGAUCCAGGUCUUUCUCAUUGCCUGCCUUGGAUGAUACUUAGAUGAAGGAUGUUAGUUGCAAGCAAAUCUGACCAUGACAACAGUGGGAAAUGGCUAAUAUUAUGAGAUGUUGAUAUCAUUAGUAUAGCUGUUGAGAAUAAGGUUAAUGGCUGAGGAUCAUUGCAAUAUGGUACUGUUUCAUGUUAAGGUAGGUUGUUAUGCUUGAAGUAGAAGACUUCUAAGAGAAAGUUAACUUUAUUACAGUGGUUCAGUCUCUUCCUGUAUAGAUAUAUCGUAUAGCCAUAGUUGGCUCAAAUGAUCUAUUUUUGGAGGUAAACUUUCACUCCUGUUUGAAUAUUGGUGCAUGCCUGAAAGGUUUGUAGUGUAGGCUGAGCAAUAAAAACCACACAAGACAUGUAGGCAAUGCACUGAUAGCAUCUCGAGUACAUAACAAUUAUCAAAUUUAAGUGAAUAUAAAGUCUAUUUUUCUCUUUGGCU